This is a messenger RNA of Ricinus communis (castor bean), 3775 nucleotides long. Its product is annotated as FT-interacting protein 7. The coding region runs from base 345 to 3569 and encodes 1074 amino acids. The record is from RefSeq and is a predicted model, not a curated record. The transcript has a single exon. Lineage: Eukaryota; Viridiplantae; Streptophyta; Magnoliopsida; Malpighiales; Euphorbiaceae.
UCUGUAUAAGAUUUAAAAAAAAAAUUAAAAAGAAAACAAAGAAAAAGGAAAAGUAGCCAUCUUAAGAAGCAAAGCAAAGCAACUGAUUAUCAAUUUUGUUUUGGAGAGACAAGAUUUUUUGGUUUAAAAAAAGAUGCCCUUGUUCAUCAAGUUAAGCACUUUCUGUUUUCUUAUCUCUUACAGCCAAUAUCCCACUAUUCUCUUUUUCUUUUCUUUUUAAUUUUUUUUCAAUUGGGCUCCAAUUGAUUAAUAUGGACUCGUAUCUUUUCUAUAGACCUUCAAAACACUCUUCUUUACCCUACCCUUUCACAUAAUGUAACACCAUACCUACCUACUAUACACCAAUGGCCAAGAAUCAGAAACUAAUAGUUGAAGUUGUGGAUGCUCGCAAUCUUUUACCCAAAGAUGGCCACGGUACUUCGAGUCCAUACGUUACAAUCGACUUCUAUGGGCAGAGAAAGCGGACGCAAACUGCUAUACGUGAUCUAAACCCAACAUGGAAUGAAGUUCUUGAGUUCAACGUGGGCAAGCCGUCAAAUGUGUUUGAUGACAUUCUUGAACUCGAUGUUUGUCAUGACAAGAAUUAUGGCCCAACCAGAAGAAAUGUUCAUCUUGGAAGAAUAAGGUUGAGUUCAGGCCAGUUUGUUAGAAAAGGUGAAGAGGCUCUGAUAUAUUACCCUUUGGAGAAGAAGUACUUGUUUAGUUGGAUACAGGGUGAAAUCGGGUUAAGGAUUUAUUAUCAAGAUGAAGCGAUACCACCACCUCCUCCACCUCCACCAGCACCCCCGGCAGAGGAAGCAAAGGCUGACGCAAAUGCAGGGUCAUCACCAGCGGAAGAGAAGCUAUCAGAAACUGCACCAGCAGAAGGCGAAAAGUCUGAGAAGCCACCGGAAUCAGAGACCACAAAAGAGCUUGAUAACAAAGAACCACCAAAAGAGGAGCCACCGGCUGAACCAGCGGCAGAGGCGCCGCCUGCAGAUAAUGCACCAGCUCCUAUUCAAGCUGAAAAACCACCAGAAUCUGAUCCUCCACCACCACCACCGACACCGCCACCAGCAGAGGCAAAGUCAGAAGCAAAUGAAAGUCAAGGGGAUCCAUCUGCUGCUCAAGCUGAUGGUGAUGACAUUGUUUUGGAACCCACAGGAAAUAAUUUGGGUCCAAGUCCAACAGCAUCACCAGAAAUAAUGGCAGCAUCAGUAUCUGGAUCAGUGCCAGAAAUAAAAGUAGCAGGAAUCAACGCUCCACAUCCAAUCACAAGACCAGCAGCCCCAACAACAAACUACAUAUUGGAACCACAAGAAAGUAUUUCAAUCGAACGAUCAUCAUUUGAUCUGGUUGAAAAGAUGCAUUACUUAUUCGUUCGAGUAGUUAAAGCUAAAGGGCUACCUACCAAUGGAAAUCCAAUUGUAAAGAUCGUAGCUUCAGGCAAUCGAGUUCUCUCUAGACCAGCAAGAAAGACUGGGUUUUUUGAAUGGGAUCAAACUUUCGCAUUCGGCCGCGAUGCACCGGAAUCCUCCUCCAUCCUUGAAGUCUCGGUUUGGGACCCACUUUCUAUGGACCCCAGAAAACAAUAUGACUUGGCAGCAGGAGGUGCGAAAUUCCUAGGUGGGAUUUGCUUCGAUGUCACGGAAAUUCCCUUGCGGGACCCACCUGACAGCCCGUUGGCCCCACAGUGGUACAUGUUGGAAGGAGGUGAAACCCACAACAGCGUCAUGCUUGGAAAUCUCAUGCUUGCCACGUGGGUUGGGACACAAGCUGACGAGGCAUUCCCUGAUGCUUGGAAAACAGAUACAGCAGGUAAUGUGAAUUCAAGGGCCAAAGUUUAUCUCUCUCCUAAGUUAUGGUACUUAAGGGCAACUGUGCUUGAAGCCCAGGAUAUCAUCCCUGUGGCCCAUAUAAAAGAAUCCUCUUUUCAAAUAAAAGCCCAGUUAGGAUUCCAAGCCCAAAAGACGAAACCUACUGUGACACGAAACGGUAACCCGUCGUGGAAUGAAGACUUGCUGUUCGUCGCUGCUGAACCCUUUAGCGACCACUUGAUUUUCACUUUGGAAAACCGGCAACCUAAAGGACAUGUAACCAUCGGGAUUGCCAGAAUACCUCUUGCUGCAGUCGAAAGGCGGGUUGAUGACAGGAAAGUGGCGGCACGAUGGUUCAGUUUUGAAGAUCCUAAGAGUGAAAAGGUAGCGUACAAAGGCAGAAUUCAGUUGAAGUUAUGUUUCGAUGGCGGGUACCAUGUAAUGGACGAGACGGCUAAUGUAUGCAGCGAUUACCGGCCAACUGCAAGGCAGCUUUGGAAACCACCAGUCGGCACGGUUGAGUUGGGUAUCAUUGCGUGCAAGAAUUUGUUACCUAUGAAAACAGUUGACGGUAAAAGUUGUACAGAUAGUUAUUGUGUAGCCAAAUAUGGUCCGAAAUGGGUACGCACGAGAACUGUAUGUGAUAGUCUGGAUCCUAAAUGGAAUGAGCAGUACACGUGGAAGGUUUUUGAUCCAUCUACUGUGUUAACUAUUGGCGUUUUUGAUAGCUGGGGAUUGUUUGAAUCAUCAUCAUCAUCAGGCGGUGAGAAAACAGCCACGCGUCCUGAUUCUCGUAUUGGGAAAAUAAGAAUACGUAUAUCUACUCUGGAGACGGGUAAGGUGUACAGAAACUCAUAUCCAUUGAAUUUAUUGAGCAGCAAUGGAGUGAAGAAAAUGGGCGAGAUAGAGAUAGCAGUAAGAUUCGUACGCACAACUCCGACGUUGGAUUUCUUACACGUGUACUCCCAACCUUUAAUGCCGUUGAUGCAUCAUAUAAACCCAAUAGGGGUGGUCCAGCAAGAAAUGUUGAGGAGCACAACUGUGAAGAUCUUAGCCACUCAUUUGUCGAGAUCAGAGCCGCCACUGCGACGUGAGGUUGUGCUUUACAUGCUUGAUGCGGAUUCGCACGCUUUCAGCAUGCGGAAAGUACGUGCCAAUUGGUUUAGAAUCAUCAAUGUGAUUGCUGGAGUGCUGGACAUCGUACGGUGGAUAGACGACACCCGUGUGUGGAAGAAUCCAACGGCUACUCUGCUCGUGCAUGCAUUGCUUGUGAUGCUGGUGUGGUUCCCUGAUUUGAUUGUCCCUACAUUAGCAUUUUACGUGUUUGCGAUCGGUGCCUGGAAUUACAGGUUUAGAUCAAGGGACCCGCUACCUCAUUUUGACCCUAAGAUCUCAUUGGCUGAUUCGGUGGAUCGCGAGGAGCUGGAUGAAGAAUUUGAUACACUGCCAAGUAGUAGAUCAGCGGAUACAGUGCGAGCAAGGUAUGAUAAGUUACGCACACUCGGGGUAAGAGUGCAAAAGAUAUUGGGAGAUUUGGCGACGCAAGGUGAAAGGGUGCAAGCAUUAGUGACAUGGAGGGAUCCAAGGGCGACAGGGAUAUUUGUAGGGCUGUGUUUUGCGGUGGCAAUGAUACUAUACUUGGUGCCAUCAAAAAUGGUGGCAAUGGCAUUUGGAUUCUAUUAUUUCCGCCAUCCUAUCUUCCGCGAUCAAAUGCCAUCGCCAGCAUUGAACUUCUUCAGGAGGCUUCCUUCACUAUCGGAUCGAAUUAUGUAGGUUUUGAUUAGAAUGUAUACGUAUCUGGAUCCUUAUAGCUUAUUUUUAUUUUCUUUCCUUGUUUGUAUUCUAAAAAAAAAGAGAAAACACUUCAAAUAAUUGUAGAAGAAUAAAUUGCAGUGUUAUAUGUCAAGACUUAAGAGUUGGUAAUAAUGAAAUUGCGCAUUAGGAACUAAAAUAGAUAUAUUGGAUAAAUAUUCAAAGAA